Molecule: messenger RNA, 3758 nt
Organism: Penaeus monodon (black tiger shrimp)
Lineage: Eukaryota; Metazoa; Arthropoda; Malacostraca; Decapoda; Penaeidae
Gene: Kpc2
Product: ubiquitin-associated domain-containing protein 1-like
Molecular function (GO): protein binding
Source: RefSeq, a predicted model, not a curated record
AGUGAGAAGUUCCUACUUCGCUGAGUUGCGUUGGAUAAAGGAGCUUUCCCGGAUUUUGCAAAGCGACAAUACGAGAUCAUAAAUUAUCAGAUAACAUUCCGUCUACCGUGGUGAUUUAACGACAAAGAAUUCCCAUCCGCGAUAUGCAUUAGUUUUCCCCAGACACGAAAACGUUUUCUUCUUUGCCAGUAAGCAAGCUUGGAUCGGUCUCGGCACUACACUACACGUCCUCACACCCUCGUUACUUCAGCAAAACUAGAAAGAAACAGAGAAAUAGAAAAGAGGGAAAAUCCUCACUUCGAUAUCUCAUCAAGAAACAAGAGAGAAGCAUCCCCAUGUUCAGGUUUUAUUUAAAAGCUAAGAGAAGAGAGUCUGAGUGAAAAUUUAGUCUGCUGUCGCCAAGAAAACGAAAUUUGCUUCCUGUUAAAUACGUGUCUUGGAAUCGAACCAAAACGCUUAUCACAGCCACAGCAGGCUAAUACUAAAAAAUCGGAGCAAUCCGGAAUGGUCAUUUAUAAGGAUUCAUGCUUGGCUGGCUGAAAAGAAGGGCCAGAGUGACCAUCAACUCACGUUACAUCACUCUACUAAGAAGAAAUAUUUCACCCGACAUGAUUGUCCCGGAAUCUGUUCAGACAAUGUUUAACCAGCAUAGUCUCAAGCUGGUGGUGUUAAACAGUGAAGGCCAUGAUUAUCAACUGGAGGUUCCCACAGGAACAACAGUUGAGAGGAUAAAAACCAUGGCCAUUGGACAUUUCUUCAAUCCCUUAGAGCUGGAAGGAAUCAGUGUAACAGAUGACAAAGGGGAUACGUCCAAAACGGGUAAUAAGACCAGGACGUACCGCUUGGUGCUGGUGAGGGAAGGUCGACCACUCUUGGAUGUUAACUCUCUCCAGCUUGAGCAGCUUAUAGAUAAUGAUGAGUUGCUCUUGGUUGAUGGCCGUGAAGCUCCACCCAUCAGGGAGCCAGCACCAGAAGAGAUGACCAUCCCUACAAUGAGUGAGAUUGCUGAAGCUACAGUAAACCUCACAAAACGCAACCACAACCGUAACCCAGAUCCAAUGAAUCAUUCAACUGAUAAAUGUUAUGGAGGCAAUGGAAUGGCUUUUAGAACAGGGCAACAGAAGCAGUAGUGCAGCUGGCAGUGAUGAAGUUGAUGCUGCAAGCAACAAGAUGGCCACAGAACAAACAACAGCACAUGCUACAGUUUCUUCAACUUCCACAGAUAUGUCUGGGGAUCCAGCCAAGAGGAUAUUGAACACUUUCUUGCAAUACCAUCGUAAAUGGUUCCAGCCCAACAUGCAGGUCAUGGAAAAAUUAGUAAACAUGGGUUUCAGUGAAGAGCAAGUCACUGAAGCACUUCGUUGCAGUGGAAAUAAGCAGAAUAGUGCAUGUGAGUUGCUGUUGAGCAACCGCUCAACAAUGCCAGAUGAUCAAGGAUUGGAACGAGAUUCACCAAUUAUCUCAGCCAUUCUUGCUUCUCCUGUGAUACAACUGGCACUACCAAAGCCAAAAACACUUUUAGCUCUGAUGAUGUUGUUUGAAAGCCCUAAUAAUGCUAAUAUGUGGUUAAGUGAUCCAGACACACACCCAGUUGUUAGCCAAGUACUGAGGAUUUACCAUGCAGAAAAGCAUUGCCUAAGUCACAAUCGUCCUUUAGCAUCAUCAGGACCAGUUGAUCCACCAGCUGUGUCACACGCUCUAGGGAUCAUAAGAGUUGGUACUUCUGUGAAUCCACCUGCACUUCAGCAGUCACAAUUUGCCAGUGUAACAUAUACUCAGCCAUUUCCCCUUAGCAUAAGAAGUGCAAGUAGCAAUGGGAUGGCAGGCAUGAGAAGCACUAGUAGUAGUGGGAUGACAGUUGACCAACCAUCACAUUCACUCACCAUGUCACCUGUAGCUAGGCGAAGAUCAUCAGCAGGACCAUUGCCUACUAGUCUGCACAUGAAUGCCUCCCCAGGUCCUCCAUCUAUUCAUAACUUCACAGCUGUUCGACUAAACCCAGAAGAAUCAAUGUCUCUCUCAGGGUCGCCAGUCAGGGCACGGGGCGGAGCUCGUAGCCUUUCUGACCUGACAGGGAGUCAACCAACUUCAGAAAGACAGUCUUAUGAAACCAGUGCAAGACAUACACAAAAUUGUGUCAGUCCAAUUACAUCUAUAGGUAGUAAUGAUGUAGAAAUGGAAGAUAGGACUGAUUCUCAUGCUAUGGAAACAAAGUGAACAUCAAAAUUCAGUGUAACUUUCAUUUAGCUUUUUUAACCCUUUGAAUGUAGAUGGCAAAGAUACAUGCUAUGUCCACUGUAAUUUUAGUUUAUUAAUUUUUUACAUAUAGAUGGCUCCACAAGUGCUUAAUCACCAAGGAGUCAUUUAUUAGUUCUUCAUAUCUCACUUGUUUACCCAUAAUCUUGAUUUUUGUAAAGAUCUUUUUUUUAUGAAUUAACUAUUUUUAACAUUAGUACUUUAAAGACAACAAUAAACACAAUGUCAUAGAUAAUAACAGUGCCACUAUUAAUAACAUAAAAAACAUUUACCCACAAAUUCAGGAAAUGGGGAAAUCGGGAAUGGUCAUUAGGGCCUACUAAGUGACUCCAAGUGGCUGAUCAUUUGUGGAGCCGUCUGUGUGCAACAAAAUUAGAAAAAAAAUAUAGUGGACAGUACAUAAACCCAUGGCAAAUGGGUUAAUAAAACAGUUCAUCUUUUAUUGAACUGAGAUACAUUGUUUCUAUUUAUUGUUAAAAGUUUAAAGGACAAUGCCUACAGUGUGUCAUAACUAUGUGCUUUGUGUAAAUUCUCAUGGAACAGAAGCUAAAUCCCUUCACAGUGUAUCUUCAUCUUGACUGCUUUAACCCUUUCUUUGCUUCAUAUGGGUAUAUCUGCCAAAGAUGUUCUUGACUGCCAAAAUUAUCAUUAUGGUUAUUUUGAUAUCAAUUGUACAGCUGGCCAAUUAUAGUUGUAUAUAUGGCUUUAUGUAUAGCUGUAGCUCUCCACAUAGCUAGGUAGCUCUAUAUAUAACUAUAUAUACUAUAUAUGAUUGUAUUGCUCAAUAACUCUGUGUAGCUCUAUAAUUCUAUACAUAGCUAUAGCUCCAUGUGUAUAUCUAGCUCUAUAUUUAGCUAAAUCAGUCAGUUGAUCUGUGGGCUAAUGCUGAUAGGGAUGCAUAGUUGCAUCCACCUUUUGUUUCCAUCCAUGAGGGUCCCUCAAGGGGAGAGAACAGGUGCGUCCUUGGUCCUAGGUUGUGCCAGGGUCCUCCAACACCCAAGGAUGUUUCAGGAGAUAACAUGGUGGCCUGGAUUGUCCUUGGAGAAAUAACCAUGUGCCCCAUGCAAAAACACCUCUUUUACAGUUAAAAACAUUGGUAGGAGUGUACACAGGAAUAAGAGACAUGAAGCUAUAAGCAUGCUUCAGUCUUAGUUCCAUUGUAUGCUGAAAGCUGGAAUCUGUUGGUGAGGUUAUAGCUACCCCUGUAGAAGGUUUCAUCCACUAUGGCUCAGCCAGUAAAAGGUGUAAUCACCUACACAAAUUGUGCUGCUGCCACAUCCCCUCACUUCUGAGAGAACAGCCACCUCAAGUCUCAACUUUUCUAUUCCCUUGAUAGCAGCUGUGAUUGAUUGUCCUGCCACAAUGAGUAGAUGAUCCAGGCACCCAGUGGAUGGCUUGUCUGAGGUUAAACCUACACACACACACACACACACACACACACACACACACACACACACACACACACACACACACACACACACACACACACACACACACACACA